AUGGAUGUCGUGGUGGAACUGACGGUGGUGAGACAGUAUGUCGAUAAAGCCGACAUCCUGGAGUUCAUCUCCAUUAUUAAGAUCCUCAGGCUGUUCAAGCUGACGAGGCACAGUCCUGGCCUGAAGAUCCUGGUGCAUACCUUCAAGGCUUCAGCCAAAGAACUGACGUUACUGGUGUUUUUCUUGGUGCUUGGCAUCGUGAUAUUUGCGAGCUUAGAUAACCCUGACAAUCAAUUCAAGUCUAUCCCUCUGGGGCUAUGGUGGGCCAUCGUGACGAUGACCACCGUCGGCUAUGGAGACAUGGCCCCCAAGACGUACCUGGGUAUGUUCGUGGGGGCUCUGUGCGCGUUGGCUGGUGUGCUGACCAUCGCCCUACCUGUGCCUGUCAUUGUGUCCAACUUCUCAAUGUUCUAUUCACAUACUCAGAACCUUCGGAGGAAGCCGAAUUCAGAAGUUCCUAUCGAAAUUCGAUCUUAUGAUUUCGAUAACUGA
Spodoptera littoralis (African cotton leafworm) is the source of this 492-nucleotide messenger RNA. The record is from the annotation of a GenBank genome assembly. Lineage: Eukaryota; Metazoa; Arthropoda; Insecta; Lepidoptera; Noctuidae.